Messenger RNA from Strongyloides ratti, 1203 nucleotides. RefSeq lists its product as hypothetical. The transcript has 7 exons. NCBI's taxonomy places the organism in Eukaryota, Metazoa, Nematoda, Chromadorea, Rhabditida, Strongyloididae. The record is from RefSeq and is a predicted model, not a curated record. The coding region runs from base 1 to 1203 and encodes 400 amino acids.
AUGAUAAGAACUAUUUUAAAUUUAAUUAUCUUAAUUAUUAUUAAUAAUUUAUUAUCUAUUUCUGAUGAAUAUAAAUUUCAAGAAAAUUCACUGAUUGAUGGAAAUAAUAUUUAUCAAAAAGAUGAUAAUUUAUUAAUUGUUAAAAGAGAUAAAAAAAAAAGUAAUAAGAACACGAAAUCAAGUUCAAAAUCAAAAGAAAAGAAGAAAACUAAGACUACUACUACGAUUAGUACUACUACUUUUGAAAUUACUACCGUAAAUGCUACUAUUUUUGAUAUUGAUACAAUGAAUGAUACUAUCUUUGAUGAAAAUAUAUUGAAUUCUACUACUUUUGAGCCUACUACAAUGAAUAGUAAUGCAAUGAAUACUACAUUUGAUACUAAAACUAUUGAUAUUACUUUGUUUCAGACUCCAGAAAUUUUUACUACUACUAUUGAUUCAACCAAUUUAAAUACUACCGAUUAUUCUAAUAAUUAUUAUCAAACUAAUAAUGCAUAUGAGUACAAUGACAACAGUCAAAAUAAUAAUAUGUAUUAUAAUCAAGAAGAAAAUCCAAUUUAUAAUUCGAAUUCAAGUGGUUAUCAAGCAGAUGGCAACUAUUAUGAUAACAGUCAAGAAAAUAAUUACAAUGACACUGACACUGACACUGAUACCACUAUAAAUAUUUCUAGUACCAAAAAACCUCCGAAAGAUAAAUCUAAAAAUAGGGGAAAAGAUAAAGAUAAAUCUAGUAAGAAUAAAAAAAAAAAAGAUAAUUCCAGUGAGCAUGAUAGCAAUAAUAAUAAUGAUGAUUAUUAUACAGAAGAUAAUUUAAAUCCUACAACUACACCAGCUUACUACUAUGAUGACUCAAACACGGAACCAAAUCUUCAAAAUGAUCAAUAUAACUAUUAUGAUGAUUAUCCAAAAUCAAAUUCUAAUUAUGAUCCUAAUACUUAUUAUGAUGAAAAAAAGAAUGAAGAUGAAGAUGAAGAUAAUGAACAGACUGAUGAUUAUUUUUAUGAUAAUGGUGAAAAUAGUAGUGAGAAAAUGGAAGACAAUUACAUGCAUUACAGUUACGAAACCAGUAAAGAAGAAACAACUUUCUUUGAAAAGUUUUGUGAUAUAAUGGAAGUUAUUUGUGAAAAAUAUGGUUUCAAAAAAGCACACGUUAUUCUUACAGUCACUUUUAUUGGCAGUAUGUUUAAAAGAAUGUUUGGUUAA